Molecule: messenger RNA, 1344 nt
Organism: Arabis nemorensis
Lineage: Eukaryota; Viridiplantae; Streptophyta; Magnoliopsida; Brassicales; Brassicaceae
Source: the annotation of a GenBank genome assembly
AUGUCGAUUCCUUGUCUAACCGAAGAGACAGCCAAAACGGUUCUGCGUCAGGUGGAGUUUUACUUCAGUGAUAGUAAUCUUCCGAUUGAUGAUUUCCUCAAGAAGACGGUUACAGAGAGUGAAGAUGGCUUGGUGAGUUUGGCGUUGAUUUGCUCCUUUAGUAAGAUGAGAGCAUAUUUGAAGUUGGGUGAUACAAAAGGUAAUGAUAUUCCUGAAGAUACUAUCAAAGCUGUUGCUGAUACUCUUCGAACCUCUUCGGCUCUCAAGAUUUCAGAAGAUGGGAAAAAGGUUGGUAGGAGUACAGAAUUGUUGAAGCUGGAAGACUUGAUUGAUCAACUUAAUGCUAGAACCGUAGCUGCUUCACCUUUCUCGUAUGAUGUUAAAAGGGAAGACGUGGAAGCCUUUUUCAGCCAGUAUGGAAAGGUUAAUAGUGUUAGGAUGCCUCGUCAUGUAGCAGAGACAAGAGUAUUUUGUGGUGUUGCUUUGGUUGAGUUUCCUACAGAAGAAGAAGCCCAGAACAUUAUGAAGCAAAAUUUGGUCUUUGCUGGUCUGGAGUUGGAGCUUAAACCAAAGAAAGAGUUUGACGCUGACAGGGAGAAGGAUGAAGAAAAAUUUGCUAAUUACCAGCCUCAAAAGAGUUCUGCAAAGCAAAAGAACGAGUCUGAUCACAAGAACAGUUCUGAACAGGAGGCAAGUUAUCCUAAGGGAUUGAUCAUUUCAUUCACCCUCAAGCGUUCCGCUGAAGAGGAGGGUACCACAGAACAAAAAAGUUCUGAGGAGACAACCGAUAAGACAAUGGAUGAGAAUGAAUCAAAUCCAGCAGAUAAUCCUGAUGCUGAUAAAGAAAACACUGACCAGGCUCAGGGCCAAGGACCAGAGGAUGAAGAUGAUGAGGAGUCUCCUGAUUCUCUGACUAAAAAUGGGGAGAAAGAAGAAAAGGGAGCUCUGGCUACCCAUAAAGAUAAUAAGGAUGUUGUCUUACGUGAAGAUCUUAAGGCUGUUUUCGGAAAAUUUGGUGAUGUCAAGUUUGUGGAUUUCAAGAUGGGAGCUGAGACGGGAUACCUUAGGUUUGAUGAACCUGAAGCAUCCCAGAAAGCCCGUGCAGCAGCAGUAUUAGCCAAAGAAGGUGGACUAGCCGUGAAGAAUUUUAUUGCGGUCCUAGAGCCUCUUACUGGCGAAGCCGAAAAGGAGUAUUGGACUCUCCUUCGCAGCAAAGAUCGGUUUGACAGGGGUGGCCGUGGAGGAAGGGGAGGAAAACAUCAAAGAGGAGGGCGAUUCGGGCGUAAGAGGGGAUCUGAUUCCCCAGGCGGUCGCUGGAACAAAGCGCAGAAGGUCGAAGCAUGA